CGCACGUGAGCGCCCGUCAUGGCCUCGGCAGACGUGGAAAAAGUGUUACAGUUGAAACUUCAGCUUAAAGAGAGCAGAGAAGGACGGACGCUGCUGAAAACCUUGAAGAAGCUUCAAGAACUGGACAUAACGCUUGAUAUUCUUGCUGAAACUGGAAUUGGUAAAGUAGUGAACUCCUUUCGAAAACAUGAUGAUGCUGGGGAAAUGGCCAAAAUGUUAGUUCAUCGGUGGAAAAAACUGGUUCCAAAGGAGCCUUCAAGUUCGAAUGUUGUGCAGCUUCAGUCUCCCUCUAUGAAGGAAGAGGUUCAACAAACGGGCAAAGAAGAAAACAGUGAGGCUUCAGGGAGUACGAAAACGUCUGAAGCGAAGCACAAGAAUGAAAACAUUGGCCUUGAAUGUAAACCGUCGAAAAACAUUGAUAGUAAAAGUAAAUUCAAGCAGACAGUGAUUAAAUCAAAAGAUUGCACAGACGGCGAAAAGAAAGAUUGCACAAAGAAAGACUCUGAUGUUGGCCAUAAGCCACAGACACCUAAAAAAUCUUCAAAAGAGAUGUUAGCCAGUGGCUACCAUAAAGAGAAAAAAGAUUGUGAGCAAAAAAAUAUUGCAAAGGAUUCUGACGUAAUGAAUACUCAGCUACCCAAGAACUCCAAUAAGCAAAAAAAUAGUCAUUUGAAGGAAGAUGAUUUGUGUGAGCGACAGCGUGAAAAGAAAAGAGAUGCCUUAAAAAAAAGGGACCACGAGGAGAAGAAAAGGACAGAAAAGGUAUUGGAAGUUGGCAGGGACCCAGAGAUUGAGGAGUUUGAAAUGCCCUCCAUGUCCUUUGAGGCAUACUUAAACUAUGAUCGUGAGGCCCCUAAACGAAAGAAGAGGGCAUGUGAUAGAAACCUAAAGCAUCUUAAGACUAACCAAAAAGAGGAUGGCAAAGUACGUGAAGUCUCCAAUACGACGCCAAGCGAUUCAGCAAUGGAAUCAUCGAUUACUUUGGGUUCAAAGGGAUCAGUGUUGGACUUGCUCAAGGUUCCAUUGCCUGUAAUUUCUCCUGAAAGUGAGGAUCUUUCUCAGUAUCAGUAUUUAACAGAAAAGAAAGUUCAGAAGGCCACAGAUACCUAUGAAGAAGCUGCAGUGUUUACCGGUCAGCGGCUUAAUAAGAAGAUGCAGGUGUACUCUGGAAGCAAGGCUGCGUAUCUUCCCACUAUGAUGACCCUAUACCAGCAAUGCAUCCGAACCCUGCAGAACAAUAUUGACUCACUCUACGAAAUUGGAGGGGUUCCAUUUGAACUCUUGGAGCCAGUGCUGGAGCGUUGCAGGCCGGAGCAGCUGUUACGGAUUGAAGACUGCAAUCCUGUGUACAUAGGCGUAACUGACCACCUGUGGGAGAGGCACUGUCGCCGGGACUUCCGGAAUGCUCAGCUGGAGGAGUAUGAGGCUUGGAGGGAGAUGUACCUCCGCCUGUCUGAGGAGCGAGAGCACAAGCUCCAGCAGCUCACCAGAAGCAUUGUGUCUGCUCAUUCUGGGAAGCCAAAAGGAAGACAGGUGAAGAUGGCAUUUAUACAUUCAGCUGCCAAGCCACCUAGAAAUGUGCGUAUGCAGCAAGAACUUCAUGGCACUGCCAGCCCUGGCUUCCCUCACCCUGCAGACAAGGCCAGUGGGAAGAGUCAAGAGGGUAGAGGGAGACCCUGCUUCAGUGAGCCCUCCAAGCCUCCCAGCACAAGUUCUGGGAACAACCAGUCCCAAGACCCACGAAAGAUCAAAAGAGUGGCUCCAAUGAUGGCAAAGUCUUUGAAGGCUUUUAAGAAGCAACUUGGACGUAGAUGAGUGUGGAAGGUGACUGACUAUAGAAUACAUACCAAUCCUUAUAGACCCAUGUAAACCAAGUUACCUCUUUUUUCUGAUGCUGUAGAGGUUAGGGAUAAGUUCCUACUAAUUUUGAGUGUUUGUUUUUUUUUCUAUAUGGAAAUAAAAGUAUGCACUUUCAAAUGAUAUGACUACCUAUUGUGCUGUGAUUAAAUGCACUGGUAAAAUAAAAUAAAUGUUAUGAUUUAGCUUUGAUUUCUUAUUGGGGUAUUGACAUGAUUGUAUAACGUUUUGUCUCCAUCUAGUGGUUAUAAUGGUAAAUACCUGCUGUAGUCCUUAUUCCAUGGACCCUUGGAUUAAAUAUUAGGACCACCUUUAAAAAUGUGAUCCGGUUGUCA
This is a messenger RNA of Electrophorus electricus (electric eel), 2192 nucleotides long. Its product is annotated as elongin A, like. Gene Ontology annotation, biological process: transcription elongation by RNA polymerase II. Lineage: Eukaryota; Metazoa; Chordata; Actinopteri; Gymnotiformes; Gymnotidae. The record is from RefSeq and is a predicted model, not a curated record. Gene Ontology annotation, cellular component: elongin complex; nucleus.